UAUGAACAGACUUCUCGCGCCCCCAGCCUUCAUACGCCUCGCAAAUAUUGAUCCCUAGCAUGCUCACAACGCAAUGACCCUCGCCCUCCCUUAAUACCCCGCAAAACCUCUUUACGCGUCUUCCCGGCGCGACUUUCUCGACAUCACGCACGCUGAGCGUGCUCAUAGACCGCGACGAUGUACCUCCCACGAAACCUCAUAGCGCACCUCUACGGAAACCUCAUAAAACGGACCCACGCCGCCGCCCCGCCUGUCCUCCUACUCGUUGCCCUCGAACCAGACGCGCUCUGCGCGUGUCGAAUCCUCACCGCGCUACUAAAGCGCGACUACAUACCGCAUAAGAUCCAACCCAUUUCUGGCUAUGGUGAUCUUUCCCGCGCGGUAGAUGAGCUGGUACGGCCCAUGCGGACCACCGAGGGCGGAAGUGGGGGUGUUGUCGUGUGUCUGGGUGUUGGAGGCAUGAUUGACAUGGAAGAGAUGCUGGGCAUGGACAUGGACGAGAACGGCCAGGGAGGGACUGGAAAUGUUGAGGUCUGGGUACUCGAUGCACGGCGGCCGUGGAACCUGGCGAACGUAUUUGGGACACCGAUUGGUGAGGACUCGACCACUGGCGAGCUGAUGCGGCGGCAACCUGGUGUGGAGAAGGGCAGGAUAGUGCAGUCGUACCAAGGCCUAAGAGGAGGUGUGAUAGUCUUCGAUGACGGGGAUAUCGAGGAGGAGCUCCAGGAAGAAAGAAGAGCAUACUGUGGUCUCGAGGAGAUGCCAGAGGUGGGGGAAGACACAGGCUCCGAUGACGAGGCGGACGAUCAUGAUGACAGCGCUCCUGAGCCUGGCCAGGCACCGAAGAAGAGAAAGUCCUGGAGCGACAGAGACGAUUCGGAUGACGAAAUGUCCGAGGACGACCGGCCACGGCAGAGAUUACGAAGCAAUUCAGGAGGCUCAAUACUGUCGUCUCCAGACCGAAGACCCAUGCGGCGAGGUCUAAUGAUCGAGACCCAGCUCGGCGGGUCUUCUGACUUCUCACGAUCAGACUCACGAAGCCGCUCAGCAUCCCCGUCGAUAGUACCGCCGAAGGAAAAAUCGGUCAAGAGCUUACGGAAACAGCUCAUGGUCAUGCGAAACAGAUACACCAGCGUGCUCGACAAGUACUACCAACUCGGCGCCUCGUAUGCAGAACCUGUAUCUUCUCUCGUCUACGCCCUGGCAUCAGAACUCGGCCGCGAGGACAACGACCUCCUGUGGAACGCAAUCGUAGGAGUCAGCAGUCUGGAAUUGUAUGGACGGACGGGCAAUGGUGUCGGGCUGAACCCCCUCUCGGCAGCUGGUGGAUCUGCAGGCUGGAAUGGCAACCGAGGCGAACAGAUCCGCUCAGUCUUCAGAGACGAAGUGCGGCGACUGAACCCCGUCACAGAUCCACAAGGAGUUGCUCGCGAUGCAAGUCUGGGCGACUCAACUGGCGUCAUUCCCACAAGUGCACGCUCGGCGACAGACAAGUCGAUACGACUGUCGCCAGAACCUCGCUUCCUCCUACUACGGCACUGGUCCCUGUACGAAAGCAUGCAGCACUCGCCCUACCUCUCCGCAAAACUGCACAUGUGGAGCGAACAAGGGCAAAAGCGUCUGAAUAAGCUACUGGCAAAAAUGGGCGUCUCACUCACCGAGUGCAAGCAAAACUACACGCACAUGGACAUGGAGCUCAAGCGCGGACUCCGAGAACGACUCCUCAAGUUUGCUCCCCAAUACGGUCUGGACGGCCUCGUCCCCCCGCCACCACGCAGCGGGGACAUGAAAGACGGCUGGGGCUUCGUCCGCUGCUGGGGCUGGAAAGCAUGUCUCUCCGCCGUCGACGCAGCCGUCAUCCUCGGCGCAAUCCUCGAAGUCGGCGACGCAAAAUCCCUCUCGCAGUCCUCCUUCGAACCCACAAACUUCGUCGGCACAAACGACCAAGGCGAUACAACCGCCGCCGCCACCCAGGAAGAACAGGAUGUGGCGCAGGAACACGUCGUGGCGCGUUUCUGGACUGCUUACGACGCCCUGGGCCAGAUCGAUAAGCUCGUCCAGCAUAUCUCGACAGCGCAGCAUCUACACCGCGCCAUCCUCCGGACGGGAACGGCGUUGAUAGAGAAGAAGCAGAUCCGCCACCUCCGCGCAUUCCGCAUGGCCGUCGUGAAAGAAGGUCCAGAUGUGCAACUCUUCACGCACCCCGGCGCGCUGACUAAACUCGCGCUCUGGAUCGCAGAGGCUAUCGUAGAGCUCAACGGCACGAAGGGCAGGAACCGCGGCUCUGAACUCGUCAUGGCGGGGUUGGAUGAUAGUCGCGGGUUGUAUGUUGUUGUUGGCCUCGGUGGGGGUGGUGCGACGGAGAGCGCGAAGGAACGAUUGCAGAAAAGAGAGAAAAAGGCCAAGGAGAAGGAGGAGAAGAAGGCCAAGAAAGAGGCGGAGCUGAGGAAGAAGAAGGAAGCUAAGCGGCAGCGGUUGGAGGCGGCUGGUCUUGAUGAAGAUGAGAUUGAAGACGACACCGAGGAAGAAGACGACGAAUCCGAAGAAAGUGAGAGCGAGGACGAAGAUGAGCAGAAAGGCGGCAAAGGGAGGAACAGAUUCGGAAACGCGUUCCAAGAGGUCGUCCGUGAGACAGGAGCACGUGUACGCAUGGACAGCUUUGAAGCGUGUGUCAUUGAGAUCAGGAAAGAGGAUCUUAGUGGGUUCUUGGAGAGGUUGAGUAUGAAGGCUGUUGUUGGAUGACCAUCCAGCGGCUUAUGAGGAGGCUUGAUGGGAGCAUGUUUGUCGGAUUGGUUAGGAAGGCAAGGCACGGUAUGGCAUGGCAUAACAUAACAUGGCGAGGCAUGAUUUGGAUUGGAGUACCCCACCCCCACGGCGUUUCGCUGUUUGGCACAUGUAGCAGCGAUGAUAUUUGCGUUUGUCUGAGCAUAGCGCUUCAUAGCACUGCGAAUUUAUUCUCAUCUCAAG
Molecule: messenger RNA, 2967 nt
Organism: Didymella exigua CBS 183.55
Lineage: Eukaryota; Fungi; Ascomycota; Dothideomycetes; Pleosporales; Didymellaceae
Product: CDC45-like protein
Exons: 2
Coding region: 178-2742 (854 amino acids)
Biological process (GO): mitotic DNA replication preinitiation complex assembly; DNA replication initiation; double-strand break repair via break-induced replication
Cellular component (GO): DNA replication preinitiation complex
Molecular function (GO): DNA replication origin binding; chromatin binding; single-stranded DNA binding
Source: RefSeq, a predicted model, not a curated record